GUUUUAUUACAAAAAAAAAAAUAAAUAUAUACACAUAUCCAGACGUGUUGUCCAGCCGCCGUUCGCCAUGACAUCGACGCUGUACAAUAAGAUUGGGCUUAUACCCAAACAAAAACCGAUUAGAGUAAUGAUAAUGGGACAGCCCGGCGUGGGGAAAACUGCGCUAUUAGUAAGGUUCGUGACGAAAAAGUUCAUCGGUGACUACGACCCCAAUCUAGAAAAAGUGUACACGUACCAAGUGUGCAUGGAAUCGGAAACGGUCAACUUUGAAAUAUUAGACACCGCUGGAUACGUACAAGACAAAUCGUGCAACUUGGAAAUGAACAUGCGUUGGGCCGACGUGUUCAUAUUGGUAUACUCCAUUACGGACAAAUGUUCGUUCGACGAUUGCAGUAGGCUCAAGUUUUUGAUUAACUACAACAAAAAGAAACGACGUCUCUCCACUAAAGAUCAUCCAUUUGACGUGCCAGUGAUACUAGUCGGCAACAAAGUGGACCAACAGUAUGAUAGGAUGGUAACGUAUGCUGAAGGUCGGAAACGUUGCCAGGAACUUGGGUGCGUGGCUUUUCAUGAAAUUUCAGUGCGGGAAGAUGUCGAUCAGGCAUAUGCGGUAUUUAAAGAAGCGUUCACAUGCUGGAAGUCAAUGUCUAAAAAUCCAAAACUAAAACGUUCUUCUUCUGAUCACGGUGCAGAAGCACUCUUCAAUUCGGCUUCUAGAUUUAUAAGUUGGCCGCUAGUGUUCGGCGAUAGCGCGUGCAGUUCGUCAAAUAGGACAGAAGACACUCCGGAGUUCCGGGCCAGGGCUUCGACGGAGGGACACAUCCGGUCAAACGCGACGGGUUACCGGUACCGGCCCACGCUGUCGGCAAGAGGAAGUAUUUGCUGCUACUUGAAGAAAUGAGAGUCAACACCGUCGCGUAAGACAACACGCACGUAAUACUACAACGUAUUUUAUAUUAAGCUAUAGGUAUUAUACAUAUAUAUAUAUAUCGCGAAUUCGCGAGUGGCAUCGAUAAUAUUGUCCUGAUGUACAAUAAAAUAUAUAUUAUGAUAUAUGA
Molecule: messenger RNA, 1058 nt
Organism: Rhopalosiphum maidis (corn leaf aphid)
Lineage: Eukaryota; Metazoa; Arthropoda; Insecta; Hemiptera; Aphididae
Product: ras-related and estrogen-regulated growth inhibitor
Exons: 6
Coding region: 68-901 (277 amino acids)
Molecular function (GO): GTPase activity; GTP binding
Source: RefSeq, a predicted model, not a curated record